Scaptodrosophila lebanonensis is the source of this 1487-nucleotide messenger RNA. RefSeq names its product solute carrier family 25 member 35-like. Lineage: Eukaryota; Metazoa; Arthropoda; Insecta; Diptera; Drosophilidae. Bases 329 to 1237 code for a protein of 302 amino acids. The record is from RefSeq and is a predicted model, not a curated record. The transcript is spliced from 4 exons.
UUAAUGUUAAUCAAAUAGAUAUUGAAAUUAAGAAAGAAAUGGCUGCCCGAUAUAAUUUGAAUGUACGGAAAUGGUUCGAGCAGUACAAAGACAUUGUCGACAAGGCGCUGCAUGACCAGUCGAGGCUAUGUGCAAAAGGAUUUGAUUUUUUGGAGCAGCGAACGAAUGUCGACAGGAACAACAUAUUUUUCGUUGUAUUCCCGUACGCAUUAUUUCUGAGGACGCAUGCACAUUUGGCCGCCUGCCUUGGCUCAAAGCACACGGAAUUGGAUGAUGCUGGCAAAUUUUUUGCGUUCAAGAAACUUUAAAAGCUGCUGUAGUGUAACCAAUGGCUACUUCUGAUUUCAUGCUGGGAGGCCUUGCAUCCGUCGGUGCCACCUUCUUUACAAAUCCAAUCGAGGUCAUCAAGACUCGGAUUCAGCUGCAAGGAGAACUAGCGGCCCGAGGAACUUACGUGGAGCCCUACAAAGGAGUUCUGAACGCUUUCAUCACAGUGGCUAAAAAUGAAGGCAUACUUGGCCUCCAAAAGGGCUUAGUGCCUGCUCUUAACUUUCAAUUCAUCAUCAAUUCCUUUAGGCUGAGCAUUUACACAAUGGCGGUGGACAGACAUUGGAUGCAUAACAAGAAUGGCGAAAUUUCAUAUGGCUUGGGACUGAUGUGGGGAGCAAUGGGCGGCGUUGUAGGCUCAUUUUGCUCCAGUCCAUUUUUUAUGAUCAAGACCCAGCUACAAUCGCAAGCAGCCAAAGAAAUUGCGGUUGGUUAUCAGCACUCUCACACCUCGAUGAGCCAUGCUUUUAAGCAAAUCUACAACGAAGGAGGCAUUUUCGGUCUUUGGCGGGGAUCAACGGCUGCUAUAGUACGUGCCGCCAUCGGGUCUUCUGCACAAAUUGCAACGUUUGGCAAGACCAAGGAGCUGCUUAAGGCACACGAUCUAGUCUCGCAUCCGACACUGAACUCCUUCUCAGCAGGUCUGAUUGCGGGAUCAGUUGUGACCUUAGCCAUUACGCCAGCGGACGUAAUUACAACACGUCUAUACAAUCAGGGCGUCGACAUCCAUGGGCGUGGUAUUUACUACAACGGCUGGCUGGACUGCAUUGUCAAAAUUUUACGCUCUGAAGGCUUUUAUGGUAUGUAUAAGGGCUUCUGGGCCAUUUACAUGCGUAGUGCACCGUACUCGACGCUGGUGUUGUUGUUUUUUGACGAAUUUUGCGCCUUGCGUGAAAAGUAUAAUCUUUGAACCUUGUUUGGUGCUGUAGUCUAGCCGUCGCCGUGUUUGUCAAAUGUUGAAAUACAAAUUUUGUUUCCUGAUUUGCUUUACUUUGUAGUAAGUAGUUUCACAUAUCAUUUUAAUUUCCUACUCCUAUGAGGCUAUUUACCAAACGAAAACAGUGGGUUGGUGCCGUUUACAAACAAAAUGUGUGCCUUCCAAUAGUAAGUUAUGUGCAAUAUUGUGAUCAAAUAAACACUGCGUUAUUUUGUUUUUAAAA